GUUGGGUUUAUCCCCUUUCUGGUCGGGUCCGUGGUCGGACGAAGCGGUCCCGGCCCCCCCCGGGGGAAGCGCCAUGAAGUUCCAGUACAAGGAAGACCACCCCUUCGAGUACCGCAAGAAGGAAGGCGAGAAGAUCCGAAAGAAGUACCCGGACCGUGUCCCCGUGAUCGUAGAGAAAGCUCCCAAAGCCAGAGUGCCGGACCUGGACAAGAGGAAGUACCUGGUUCCCUCCGACCUCACGGUCGGUCAGUUCUAUUUCUUAAUCCGCAAGCGCAUCCACCUGAGGCCCGAGGACGCCCUGUUCUUCUUCGUCAACAACACCAUCCCGCCCACCAGUGCCACCAUGGGCCAGCUCUAUGAGGACAAUCACGAGGAAGACUACUUUCUCUACGUGGCCUACAGUGACGAGAGCGUCUAUGGGGACCAGGGGAGAAGGCGGGGCGGGACCCGAGCCACCCGAUGGUCCGAGACCAGGUUCUGAGCUGUGUGAUUGGGUGUUGGGGUCGGCAUUCCCCAUCCCUGCCCCGCUCACGGCCUCCCCGCCCCCUCGGCCGAGACGCGUCCCGCUCCCUCCCCCCAGCCCUCGUCGCCUCUGAAACUGAUCUCCCUUCCCACCCCCGCGUGACUCUUUCCGUACCUCACGGAUUGAAGCAUCCAUCUCGAGGGGGUGGGUCUUUUGGAUUGUUCGUGGGAGAAAGUAGCCGGUUAUUGGAAUAAAUCCAGAACUGGACCAACCUAGCUUUAAUCCUGCCCUUUGACCUCCCCACCGGUCCUGUCGUUUCCCGCGUCUCACGUCACCCCAGGACCCAACCCCCCUAAGGAUCCCGGGAACGUAUCCCUCCCUGCCGCCCUUUCCCCGCAGUGGCCAGGGUUCUAAGGGGCCGAGGGUGAAGCAGAAUCAGGCUGGAUGGAGUGGAAUAUAGAAACUCCCAAACCUUUGGGGAAAACGGUCAGCGGAUCCCCCAGAGAUCAGGAGUAUGGAGCCCGGCUUCCCCUCUGCUCCUUUGAACUGGGGAUUGAGAACAGUGGGAACUGAUUAUAGGCUUCUCCACGGCCUUACUUACCAGUGGGAGAAACAUCUCCGGCAGAAUAGGGCAAAGGAGUCCUGAAGGGAGGUACUGCCCCUCGCAACUGGAUUUGACUGUGUUUUGUGUUUCUCUGAGCCCCUCAGUUGGGGCAGGAAGCCCCAGCUGCUCUCGUUGCUUUAAAAAGCUGUAUGCAUCCCCUACUUCCCAUUCCCCGGCAUCCUAGGCUUCGGAGACAGAACUGCUGCACUCUCCCUCAUCCCCCCCACAGUCACAGGGCUAAGAAGGGCGGCUUCCUUUAUGGCAGCAGCUGUUUUGAAGGGUCUGGGGCUGAUCUUCAUUCCGCGGUGAAGGGGGAAUUUUCAUUUUCAGCUUUUGUUAUCUCUGUUGGGGUUAAUUGGAGCUUCGGGUGGGGGUGUGGGGGGGUCCUCUGACAGCAGCUGAGGCGUUUUGCUCUGCCUAUGCCCGUCUCCGGGGAAAUGGGGAAACCUGGGUUCGGUUGUUGUACUGGCUGUGAGUGCCUGUAAAAUGAAGCUCAUGCUAUCGGGGCAAGGAAAUAAAAUCAUUGCACAUUUUAAAAAUC
Tachyglossus aculeatus (Australian echidna) is the source of this 1608-nucleotide messenger RNA. RefSeq names its product gamma-aminobutyric acid receptor-associated protein-like 1. The transcript has 5 exons. Gene Ontology annotation, biological process: autophagosome assembly; cellular response to nitrogen starvation; autophagy of mitochondrion. Gene Ontology annotation, molecular function: ubiquitin protein ligase binding; GABA receptor binding. Gene Ontology annotation, cellular component: cytosol; autophagosome membrane; autophagosome. The coding region runs from base 74 to 481 and encodes 135 amino acids. The record is from RefSeq and is a predicted model, not a curated record. Lineage: Eukaryota; Metazoa; Chordata; Mammalia; Monotremata; Tachyglossidae.